Biomphalaria glabrata is the source of this 4633-nucleotide messenger RNA. RefSeq lists its product as uncharacterized. Bases 1734 to 3890 code for a protein of 718 amino acids. NCBI's taxonomy places the organism in Eukaryota, Metazoa, Mollusca, Gastropoda, Planorbidae. The record is from RefSeq and is a predicted model, not a curated record. The transcript has 2 exons.
UGGGCUUGCGAUGCUGUGACGAACCGUUUUAGCUCACUCAAGAUAUCACUCAGGUCUAAGCAUUUAAUUAAUUUAUUUACUCGCUAUUAAUCAUCAAUUUUAUUAAUUUAGCCAAUCAAGCGCUAAAAACACAGCCACCACCCCUCCAAUCCAACCCCACCCCCUUUGGCAGCGAUGUCACAUUUCACUAUCCCCACCUUGACACGUGCCACACUAGACUCUUGACAAGAGUACGCUCCCCUUUUCCUAUCUUGGCAAACAUCCGUUGACCCCCCCCCUUGUUGGGAGCGGCUGGUCACUUCAAAGUACCCAUUCAACUUAACGCCUCGGGCAACGCUAUUCGUCUAGCACUAGCCAUUAUCAAGGUAUAAUCUCCCUUGAUUUUGUACCGAGCUCCGAUAAUCUCCCCUUCAUAAUCCACCUGACCACCUGGGAUGAUUUCCUGGACUUUCAACUCGCGCCUUCGCGCAAUGUCUAUCUCCCGGAAACGCCGUCACGGUCAAGCGAGGAUCUCUUUGUCAAAGACGCCAGAUAGUCUAGACCACCUUUGCACUUAUCUCCCGCCACUCACCCCCCCCCCCCUUUUAUCCACGUGUAUAUGGACAAACUUCAUCGUCCGAUCUCAUUCACGCUGGAGAGCCCACAGGGAGCACAUCUAACUCUUGCUUGAGCUCUAGACUAUUUUCAUUCCCUUAAUUCACUUUGGAUUGGUGGUAUGUAACUUAGUUAAGUGCUUGUGAACCAUUUUACUUAGUAAUGUAUAUAUAUAUAUAUAUAUAUAUAUAUAUGUGCAUUUAUUACUACAUUAUUUGUGUAUAUAUUUGUGCAUUCUUAUCAUGGAUGAUCUUUUAUCUAUAGGCUACACCCGCCUGAAAUCUUAGCAACCUAAAGCUGAUAGCAGAUUUGCUGGCACCAGAUCUGUAGACAUCAGACCUACUCAUCCUUCAAGAGUCCAAGUAACAACGCUAGCCACAGACUCGUCACUGGCUUAACUGAUUGGUAGACGCAGCUUAGCUCUGCAACCAUACAAGUUGGACUGCACACGGAGCCUGGAUCCACUACGCCAGCCCACCAGCAGACAGCAUCAGUACCAGCCACACCCGUCUCACCAGUGCAGCACAAGGACCAAAAGCUAAGCAACCAGCCUAAUGACACUCAGACCACUUGGUUCUAAUAUCUGAUGAUGAUAGUCUCCUAAUGUAAAUACGCUAGAUCCCAUUCUGGCAUCUGUACAGCAUUUUACCUUUUAAUUAUCCUUUGUAUAAUAAACUGUACAUAAUUUUACAUCUAAACAUAGCAUUUGUUGCCUGCAUUAUAACGCUGUGCUUGUAGUUUAUAUGUGCAAGUAAGGAUUCUCAAACCAUAAAAAUCCCCUAGACACCCAAAACGGCCAAUAUCUUAAUCCGACUUGUCACAAUGGCGAGCCUCGUCCGGGAUUUACCCAACUAAUACUGCAAGCACAGCAGGCAACUCCCCAGUAUUUUAACUAUCAUCAUUGUUAGAGCACAAGACUAUAGAUUGUCAUUCAGAGCUAUUUUAUUGUUCUAAUUUUGUAUUGCUGUGAUUGUACUUCAUUUACAGGUUCUUAAGCACCAAACAAAGGUUAAUACCACCUUUCCUGUAACUCUUAAGUAAUUGCUUUCAGCAGCUCCAUCAUCGUCUCCACCUCUUACUCUACCUUCCGCCUUUCCCCUUCAUCACCCACCCUCACCAUCCUAGCACCCCUCACCACCAUGGCCAGUGGCACACGCUCUAAAGCGGACUCUGACAUGAAACAAAAAAUAGCUGAACUCAGAGAACUCGCGGCCGUCAUAUAUGACGAUGAGGCAAAGCAGAAAGAAUAUGUGAGGGCAGAAAUGGAGAAGGAGAAGAAAAGGGAACAUGAAAUAGCUAUGGAAAGAGAGAAAAGGGAAGCUGAAGUAGCUAUAGCUAUAGCUAAAGAAAAGGAAAUCACGGAGCGAGAAAGGGAAAAACAAAUAACUGAGAGAGAAAGGAUAACCGCGGAGAAAGAGAACGGAACCGCCAGUCAAGCUUCCUCCGGAUCUCGCCCGGUUAGCCCUGCCUCCCAGCAAAGUUCCUCAAACGGCCUACCCCACAUGCCAAUGGAGCACUUCGACGACAAGACAGAGAACAUCGAAGUUUAUCUUGUCCGUUUUGAAGAAGUUGCGAGCUACUACGGUCUGCCAGAGGAGAAAUGGUGCUUCCAGCUAUCCCAAUGCCUCCGAGGCAAAGCCUGCGAAGUUUACUCUAAACUUCCCUCCGGCCAGCGAGAAGACUACGCAGCCCUCAAACAGGCGCUACUCGUCCAAUUCGAGCUGACUGCCGAGGCUUACCAAAAGAAAUUCAGGACAUCCCGCCUAGAGCGCCGAGAGACCUACGGUAAUCUCUGCGACAGGUUAGACAAAUACCUGAAGAGGUGGCACACUCUUAGCGAACUGCCAGAGACUUUGGACGGCCUAGUGAGCCUCAUACUCGCAGAGCAGUUGCUGGAGUGCAUGCCUAACGAUGUCAAAAUCUUUGUAAGGGAGCAGCAAGCCGCUACACCAGCCGACAUAGCUUCAGCUGCAGACCGGUACGCGACUGCCCGCAAAGACGUUAAGGACAUCAAAAGCAAGACCUCAGCCUCGGACAAACCAGAGGACCAGCCCACUUCUUCCAACAAACACGCUCCUUCUAGCCAACCCUCUCCGUUUACUAAACCUCAUCACCAAAAAGCACCAAUCCAACGACCAGCCACGCCUACUAGCUACGACAGACGAAGCCACCCGCCUCGACAUGGCCAGACCAAUAACCAUCACCGUGACCGGAACAGCACGAGUGAUCACAGGCCCAAUCGACAGCAUCAGGCCCCACGUACUGUGUCAGCCAUGACUGAGCUCCCUGAACCCUCUUUGCAUAAUCAGCCAUCGCCUCUUGAUGAGGAGGAGGAGGACUAUUACGUCAUAUCAGCGCUGACCGUGGCCCCUGAACCCACUGCUUGUGGCCUUACCCAACCGAUACCGCCUCACCCCAUCGUAUCACCCCCUGGGGUAGAGAUUAUUCUGAUUAACGGAUCUCCUGUCCAGGCACUAUUCGAUUCCGGAUGUGAGGUGAGCUCUGUCAUCAGCAAAGCACUGGUCGACCCAUCGGAUCUCACUGGUGGAUCAGUGACGGUUCAAUCUCUAGAUCGUGGCAUUCCUCCGAAGGUGUAUCCUAUCGCUCGGGUCCACGUAGAAUGCAAGUAUGUACAUGGCACCAUUGAUGCAGUAGUCAUGGACUCGCCAGUAUACGACUUUGUUCUAGGCUCCAGGUACAUACCUCUAGGAGUUGUCAAUAAACCAUACUUCUCUCUGCCUGUCGGUAGAAUGACAAAGCAGAAACGUGGCAGCAACCAGCCGGUUGGAAGCCCUGGUCGCCACUCUAACAAACCCUUUACUGGCUCUUCAGCCAAGCUCAAGCCGUUCCACCCUGGCACUGGCACUGCUAGGAAGUCACGAGGUAAGCGAAAUACCUACACUCGUGAGAGUCCUUGUAACUCCCGCUCUUCAGCUAUCAAACCGCUCAUCCCUGGCACUGAUCCUGCCAGGAAGUCACAGAGGAAAGUGAACUCUCAUGAAAGUGGGCCUCAUCACGGCUCCACCCACACUUUAAGGCCACUCUUCCCUGACAUUGACCGUGUCUGGAAAACUAGAGGUAAGCCGAUUAAUCGCACUCACGAAGAAACGCCUUACUAUGGCUUCAGAGAUAAGCCCCGUCCAACAUACGCGCAUUGGGCACUCCGCCAUAACACCCAUCCCACUUACUGGUCUGCCCCAAGAAGGAGAUGUACCCAGUCCUAUUCACCCGGCCUAUUUCCCAGGUUUCCAGAAUUGCCCCUUCCACGUGGCAAUCCGCCUGCGGACAGAACAUAGGCGAAAGCGGACCCUUAGGACGGACACCCAUCUGGACCUCGGCAACCUCUUAACUACUGGGAAAAUUUUCUUAAAUGCUACGACCGACAGUAGACGAAACUUGAGUGAUAUCAACGUUAGCACUUUAUAGAUCUUUUAACAAAGAUCUAUCUUACGCAGGGAGGGUUGUGACGAACCGUUUUAGCUCACUCAAGAUAUCACUCAGGUCUAAGCAUUUAAUUAAUUUAUUUACUCGCUAUUAAUCAUCAAUUUUAUUAAUUUAGCCAAUCAAGCGCUAAAAACACAGCCACCACCCCUCCAAUCCAACCCCACCCCCUUUGGCAGCGAUGUCACAUUUCACUAUCCCCACCUUGACACGUGCCACACUAGACUCUUGACAAGAGUACGCUCCCCUUUUCCUAUCUUGGCAAACAUCCGUUGACCCCCCCCCCCCUUGUUGGGAGCGGCUGGUCACUUCAAAGUACCCAUUCAACUUAACGCCUCGGGCAACGCUAUUCGUCUAGCACUAGCCAUUAUCAAGGUAUAAUCUCCCUUGAUUUUGUACCGAGCUCCGAUAAUCUCCCCUUCAUAAUCCACCUGACCACCUGGGAUGAUUUCCUGGACUUUCAACUCGCGCCUUCGCGCAAUGUCUAUCUCCCGGAAACGCCGUCACGGUCAAGCGAGGAUCUCUUUGUCAAAGACGCCAGAUAGUCUAGACCACCUUUGCACUUAUCUCCCGCCACUCACCCCCCCCCCCCCUUUUA